Molecule: messenger RNA, 513 nt
Organism: Aureobasidium namibiae CBS 147.97
Lineage: Eukaryota; Fungi; Ascomycota; Dothideomycetes; Dothideales; Saccotheciaceae
Product: MRP-L47-domain-containing protein
Exons: 2
Biological process (GO): mitochondrial translation
Cellular component (GO): mitochondrial large ribosomal subunit; mitochondrial ribosome
Molecular function (GO): structural constituent of ribosome
Source: RefSeq, a predicted model, not a curated record
UUCUCGACAACAAGCCCAGCACCUGCUCGCCGAGACGGCAACCCAAACAGAGGUGUAUCCGCUCUUCGUCGCACCGGUCUUCGCCGUCGUCAGACUCUCUCGGUCAGGGUCGAGGACUUGCCCAAGCCUGUUCUAGACAGCAAGCAGCGUUCGCAGGUCGAUGUAGACCCCAAUCACGGUCUGUGGGGCUUCUUCAACCGCGAUCGCUACCCUUUUGCGACUCCCGAAUAUGACAGCAACCACGGCCGAGCAUGGACUGUCGUUGAAUUGAGAGCAAAGGACUUUGAGGAUCUGCACAAGUUGUGGUGGGUCUGUGUCCGGGAAAGAAACAGACUCUCGACCGAGCGUCACGAAAGAAAGAAAGCAGAUGCUGGUUACGGUGAUUUUGAGUCGGAGGAGAGAGAAAUCGCGGUCAAACACACCCAAAGGGCAAUCAAGCACGUUCUUACUGAGCGCUGGUACGCUUGGGAAGAUGCGCGUCUACUUGCUGAGCGCGAUGCCAGCGUCAACUUA